Molecule: messenger RNA, 372 nt
Organism: Clunio marinus
Lineage: Eukaryota; Metazoa; Arthropoda; Insecta; Diptera; Chironomidae
Source: the annotation of a GenBank genome assembly
AUGGAGCUGAUAACAAAUGAAACGGAUAAAAAAAAACUUGACGAAAUACGUUGGAGACUUUUAGAUUUUAUCUUAAUUAGCUUAGAAGUUGAAGUGAGAUUCAUUUUAGUGGCAAUUGGCAAGAAAGCCAAGGCUUUGCGAAACAAUAAAGUUGUUGUACAAUGGCUUCAGUUGAUUUUAAGGGUUAAUCAGUUAUCCUCCCAAAGUUCACAAGAUUGUUUAAUUUUAAGCUUCCAUUUGACCUAUUCUGUACCGUUUUACCACUUAACCAGAUUCAUGACUCAUAAAUUAUUAAAAUACCAUUCAAGAUGCAGCAAGAAUAUAAAAAAAGCAUCAUUGAAAGAGGAGAGAAGACAGAAAAAUGAAAAGUAG